This is a messenger RNA of Saprolegnia diclina VS20, 1351 nucleotides long. RefSeq lists its product as hypothetical. Lineage: Eukaryota; Oomycota; Saprolegniomycetes; Saprolegniales; Saprolegniaceae. The record is from RefSeq and is a predicted model, not a curated record. The transcript is spliced from 5 exons. Bases 31 to 1314 code for a protein of 427 amino acids.
CGGAUAUCCCGCGCCCUUUCCACGACGACGAUGAAUGGGCUUGGGCUGCCGGCCAUCGCAACGGGCGGCGAGGCGGCGCGGGACUUCUUCCUCGACUUUGAGACGCAUGCAUUCCCUUACGGCGACUCGUAUGUGAUGGAUCCGGCGCUGCCAGGCGACGACGAGGCCGCCACUCAGCGACAGCUCUGUGCGACGGUCGAUACGUGGGUUAAGAUGCUCCUGGACACGCUCGACGAGCUGCUGCAAUGGAAAGACCACGUUGUGACACUCGCGGCGCUGCCAACCACCGCGCUCUCGACGUUGGCCGUUCUCUCGUCCAAGCUCUGUCGCUGCAAGAGCCACAUUCGCAGUGCGCUGCCGCAGCUUCUUUCGACGACCGACGACCUCAUCGGUGGCGUACUCUUGAACGAGCACAUUCGCGCCUACAAGACCAACAUGGUCGAAAUGGCGAUUGCCAUGGACCACGAGAAGAUGGUGCUCACCGAAGAGCAAGUGAAACUUCGCGCAGCCUUGGCGCAAAUGACCCGCAUGAAGAGCGCGCACCGUGUCUUCCGCUGGAGCCGCCUCUCGAGUCGCUUGCGGGAACGCGAGCUCCGGCGCGCGCUCGACAAUCAGCACUGUGCGUUCGAGACGAAGCGCGAAGAGCUGCACAGCCUCAUCGAACGCCAACGCCAGCGCAUCGAGGCACUCGAGAGGCAAUUAGAGGAGCUGCAGACGUACGCGCAGCACACACCGCUCAAGAAGCCACCGAGUCCGCCGCGGCCCGAGGCGCCGCCGGUGCGAACCUUUGCAAUGCGAAAAAAUCGAGUCAUGUCGGCGCCUUCUACCAACGUGGCCUUCCCGCGACGCAACGCUCUCGAUCUAUCGACAGCGGCAGCGAUACCGUCCAAGGCGCGCAAGUGGCUGCGCCCACCCAAGCAGUCGACCAACAACCAGGACGACCUCACGAGUGUUGUGCCGGCAACUCCCAAGAAAGCGGUGGGCAUCUGCCGGCCUCGGACGUCGAACGCGGUCGUGCGCAAGAAGCCCCUGCUGCUGUACCACGAGGACGCAGCCAACGAACGGCGGUCGCCGCCCAAGGACCGGGACCCUGAUGCCAUGUCCCUCGUCGAGCACGACGCUUUCUUUGGCGGGACAUGGGAUGCGCGCCGAGACGGACUGCGACGCAGUGCGCUGGCCAAGCAAGAUGCCACGGCGCUCAAGGACGAGCGAAUACCGAACGUGCCCGAGUCGGACGACGGUGUUGCGUUGUAUGCUGUGCACCACGAUGCGCUCGUGACGCGCGUGCCGCCACGUACGCAAAAGCGGCAGUAGCUAGUAGGUGGAGUUUCUAUUGCAAUGUGAUUCUUGU